UAUAGUAGUACUAGUCAGAGGUCUAGAGAUAAAAGUUUAUCACUUGGGUGUACUUUUACAGUUUGUCAUACUGACACUGUACCAACCAAGAACCAAAGUCUGAGUGCAUAUUGCGGAUGACCCAUCAAACAUAGAGAGAGGGAGAGAAGAAAGCUGGAGAGCGUAGUGAGAGAAAGAAUGGGGUGAAUGUGGAAAUUUAGCAGCUGGGGUGGUUUUCUUGACAACAGCUGCUGAUCAAGACUCUGUUUCCUUCCUUUUUCUUUUGAUUUCUUUCAUUGAUUAGCAUAGAGGUGCAGCAAUCAUUUUCUGCAUUUGCAACUGGUUUCUGACCAAGCAGGUGUGAGACAUUGUCCGUUCAGCUUAGUGUUCUAGUUACUGGCCUGGACAGAGGGCCUCUUAUUGUGUUACUGGUGUAAGGAUCAGGUUUCUACAAGGUCGGAGGUAGUUGAGUUUCUGUUCUUUGCUGGAGUUAUGGCAACCUUAACACAUUCUGAAACCAGACGGUUGUACUCUUGGUGGUGGGAUAGUCACAUCAGCCCAAAGAACUCUAAAUGGCUCCAAGAAAAUCUCACAGAUAUGGAUGCCAAAGUCAAAUCCAUGAUCAAGCUAAUUGAAGAAGAUGCAGACUCAUUUGCAAGACGGGCAGAAAUGUACUACAAAAAACGGCCCGAGUUGAUGAAAUUGGUUGAGGAAUUCUACCGCGCAUACCGUGCCUUAGCUGAAAGAUAUGAUCAUGCAACAGCAGAACUCCGGCAUGCCCAUCGCACAAUCGCAAAAGCGUUUCCUGACCAUGUACCUUUCGAACUGGUUGAAAAUUCACCUUCGAAGCCUUUGGCACAAGACAAGGAGCCCAACACGCCAGAAAUGAAAUUUCCUGUGCGUGCUUUAUUUGACAGAGACGACUUGCUUGAUGAUGCACAGGAGCUUUCUGACUCCGACGCACAUUCCACAAUUACGAUGGUGUCUCAUAAAGAAGAUUCAGAAGAUGGAAUGAAGAGGAGGAGUUUGAAGAAAUUACAUGGGAAGUUAGGGGACAAAGAAGCAGCAGCCCAAAGUUCAAGAUCUGUUGGAGGAAGGGUCAGGAAAGGCUUGAAGAAGGAAAAAGAGAAUGAAGAAAGCUUUAGUGAUGAAGUGCUCCAAUUGUCAAAUGAAAAUCAGAAUCUUGAAGAGAUGGUUCUUCAGGAAACAGAAAGAGAGGGAAAAGCUGAGAGUGAAGUUGAAGGCUUAAGGCAAGCUCUUGCUGAUGUGCAAACUGAAAAGGAAAGUGUGCUCCUCCAGUAUCAACAGUGUCUGGCUAAACUAUCUAAUAUGGAGGGAGAGCUCAAUAAUGCGCAAAAGGAUUCAACAAGGCUCAAUGACGAGGCCAGCCGAGCUGAAAUUGAAGUCCAGACACUGAAGGAAACCCUCAUUCAGUUAGAGGCUGAGAAAAAUGCUGGACUGAUCAAACACAAGGAGUAUCUGGAGAAGAUAUGUAAUCUGGAGGCUAUGCUUUCUCAAGUCCAAGAAGACAAGAAAGGACUUAACGUAAGAGCCGUAGAAGCAGAAAGUGAAGCUCAAACUAUGAAAGAUGAGAUUUCAAGAUUAGAGCUCGAGAAGGAAACGGUUCUUCAUCAGUACAACGAGUGUCUUGGCAAACUUUCAGUUCUACAGAAUGUAAUCUCAGUUAUUGAAAAUGAGGCAAAACUGCUUAAGAAGAGAGCAGAAAGUGCUGAAAAUGAAGUCUCCGAACUUAAAAAGUCUGUUGCUGAUCUGAACAAGGAGAAAGAAGCUUCUGCACUCCAGUACAAAUGCUGCUUGGAGACUAUAUCGAAGCUCAAGAAAGAUAUAUCCAGUGCUAAAGAAGAUGUAAAGCGCCUUAACAACGAUAUUUUGAUUGGAAGUUUAAAACUUAAGACUGCUGAAGAGAAGUGUACCCUGUUGGAGAUGUCGAAUUUGUCACUGCGAGUUGAGGCAGAUAAUCUUGCAAAGAAGAUUGCUAUGAAAGAUCAAGAACUUUCAGAGAAGCAGGAGGAGUUGGAAAACCUUCAGACUUGUAUGCAAGGUGAGCACUUGCGCCAUGCACAAAUUGAGGCCACUCUCCAGACCCUGCAAAAUUUGCACUCUCAAUCUCAAGAUGAUCAAAGAGCUAUGGCACUGGAGCUCAGAAACGUGCUUCAAAUGCUCAAAGACAUGGAAGCAAGCAAACAUGGCUUGGAAGAGGAAAUGCAGCAGGUUCGGGAUCAAAAUCAGAGUUUGAGUCAAUCGAACUUGUCUUCAGCUGUUUCCAUGGAGAACAUGCAAAAUGAAAUACUUGGCUUAAGGGAGAUAAAGGAGAGACUUGAAAAAGAAGUUUCAUACCAUAAUGAUCUAAAAAAGGCUUGAAUAAGAGCUACCAGGCUUUAGUUGAGCAAGUGGAAGCAGCAGGUCUGAAACCAGAGUGUUUGGGGACUUCCAUGAAGAGCUUGCAGACCGAGAACUCAAAGCUGAGACAAUUACAUGAGCAGGACAGCAAUGAGAAAGAAAUUAUGGCAAAAAAGCUGGAAAGCAUGCAAGAACUUUUGAAGAAAAAGGUUUCUGUAGAAAGCUCGCUAUCAGACUUGAAUAGUGAGCUGGAGAGCUCAAGAGAAAAGGUCAAAACACUACUAGAGUCUUGCCAAUUUCUCCAUGGAGAUAAAGUCACACUUAUUGCUGAGAAGGAUUCUCUUCUGUCUCAGUUACAGGUUAUAACUGAGAAUAUGCACAAGCUAUUGGAGAAAAAUGCUGUUCUUGAGAACUCUCUGUCUACUGCAAAAGUUGAGCUUGAAGGUUUGAGGGAAAAAUCAAAGGGAUUACAAGAGAUCUGUGAAUUGCUUAAGAAUGAAAGGUCCUAUCUUUUGACUGAAAGAGGCUCCAUGGCUCUUAAGUUGGAAAAUGUUGAGAGAAAACUUGAAAGCCUGGAGAAAAGAUAUGUGGGGCUGGAAGAAAAAUAUGCUGACCUAGAGAAGGAAAAGGAAGCCGCCUACUGUCAGGUUGAAGAACUCAAGGUUUCCUUGAGUGUGGAGAAGCAAGAACGAACAAGCACCAAGUUCCAAAGUGAGACCAGGUUGGCUGGACUAGAAAACCAGAUUCAUUUCCUUCAAGAACACAUCAGAUUGAGGAAGAAGGAAUAUGAAGAAGAACUGGACAAAUCUCUAAAGGCUCAGUUUGAGAUAUCCAUCUUGCAGAAAUUCAUAAAAGACAUGGAAGAAAAGAAUUACUCUCUUAUUAUUGAGUGUCAAAAGCAUGUGGAGGCAUCCAAAUUGGCUGAGAAGCUGAUUUCAGAGCUGGAGAGUGAAAGUCUUGAACAGCAGGUAGAAGCUGAACUCAUGUUGGAUGAAAUUGAAAGACUGAAACUGGGCAUAUACCAGGUUUCCAGGGCCCUUGAAAUUGGUUCCAAUUGUGCUCCUGAGGACACUAUUGAGAAUGAACAGGCUGUUGUGCAUCAUAUUUUAGGAAUUAUUGAAGACAUGAAAUGUUCUAUCUCAAAACAUGAGGAUGAUAAACAGCUGCUCUUGCUUGAGAACUCAGUUCUGCUAACUCUACUUGAGCAGUUGGAGUCGAAGGGGACGGAAAUAGAGUCGCAGAAGAUAUACUUGGAGCAGGAGUUCAAAGCCAUGGCAGAGAAGCUUGCCGUGGUGAAAAAUGAGAAAGAAAAGCUCCUAGACUUGAACAGGAAAUUGAAAUCAGAUGUGAGUGGGAGUUAUCAGCAUGCUGCCAUACUUGAGGCUGAAUUGGAGAGUCUUUGUAGCAGACAAGCUGAUUUGCGUAAAGCUUACAAUGCAUUAGAGGGAGCAUACUUGCAAGCAAAUCAGGAUAACAGAAGUUUACUGAAGAAGUUUUCUGAUCUAGAGGAGGAGAAAUUCCAGUUAGAUCAGUAUAACGAUGCUGCUCUCCUGGAAUAUCUGGCAACUGCUAGCCAAUCAGAAACUUUUAGGAGCUUUGGGGAGGAGAAACUUACAGAACUGAACUUACUUCUUGAAGAUCUGAACAGACAACAUGAAAUCAACAGUAGGCUUGAAAGGGAAAUGGGUAUAUUGACAGAGAAGUUGGAGUUGCAAAAAGCGGAAAAGAUAAUACUAAAAGAUGCUGUUCACAGAUUGGAAAGCGAGAUGCAAGGGAUCAGAGAAUAUAAUGUUCGGAUGAAGAAGGAUAUUAUAAUUGGUAAGGAAUGUUUGCUUGAAACGGAAGGAAAGCUCCUGAAUGCAGAAGCAAAACUUGAAGGUGCUGAAAAUUUGAACUUAAAGUUGGGCAGGAUGGUCGAUGAACUGAAGACUGAUAUUCAAGAAUCAAUGCAGAUAAGGGAAAAUCUAGAAAAGAACACACUCCAGCUGUCUGAAAAUAAUUCCAUUAAUAAGAAGGAAAUUGAGAGCCUUCAUAUAAUUAACACAAACUUACAGUCUGAACUUGGCCUACUUCGUGAAGAAAUUGAAGAAAAAGCAAUCAGAGAGCAGACUCUAAGUUCAAUACUCCAGGAGAAGAACAAUGAGUUUGAACUAUGGGAGGCAGAAGCUACAGCAUUUUAUUUUGAUCUUCAGGUCUCCUCCAUCCAUGAAGUUUUCUUCCAAAAUAAGGUGCUGGAGCUUGCUGGGGUAUGUCAGACUCUUGAGAAUGAAAAUGCUUCAAAAACAUUGGAGAUUGAGGAAAUGAAAGGGAAAAUUUGUCUGAUGGAGGGUGAUAUUAGCGGGUUAAAAUCGCAGCUAUAUGCGUAUGCUCCACUAGUAGCUGCCCUAAGAGAUGAUAUAACCCGCCUUGAGCAUAAUGCACUUCUUCAGACAAAGCUUAAAGCAUCACGUAAUCAGGAGUCUGAGAUUUUGGAAGUUGCUGCUGAUCCCAGUAGAAGUACUUCUGCAGUGCUUCAGGAAGAUCAAUCCUUUGUUAGCUUGCAGAACUUGCAGAUGAGAAUUAAAGCAGUUGGCAAGUUGAUGGAAGAAAUGAACAAACCCCUAUUGCAUCGAAGAUCAAACUCCAAUAGCAAACAAGAACCUGCAAAGGGUGAAAUUGAGCAGUUAAAAUCCCGUCUUUGCUUGGGCAGAGACAAACACGACCACAGCAGAAAGAAAGGAUAUGCAAAUGAACUCAGUGAUACUCCCAAGUUGCACAAAAUAAAAACCAAAGCCUCUGAAGCUCGGAACGGGAUGCUAAUGAAGGAUAUUCCUCUUGAUCAAGUCUCUGACCGCUCACUACAUGGAAGACGCAAGAGAAGCAACGCUGGAGCAGAUGAUCAGAUGCUCGAGCUAUGGGAAACUGCUGAAGACAGCCGAAGAGAUCUAACAAUUGGCGAGUCGCUAAGGAUGUCAUACAAAUUGAGUGAAAAGGAUAUACUUUACGAUCAAUUUGAAAAUGUAAAGCGUAAGUCUGAGACUCCCUCCACAGAUUCAGAUGUCGAGAAAGAGUUGGGUGUGGAUAAGUUGAUGCUAUCAACAAGACGUUCUGAGCCCAACAGAGAAGUGAAUGUUAGAAGGGUCCUGGAAAGACUUGCCUCUGAUGCUGAGAAACUGGAAACUCUUCAGACAGCAGUAGAGAACUUGAGAAGGAAACUGGAGACAAACAAAAAGAGUAGAAAGGCUAAGAAUGUUGAUUUUGAAACAGUUCAAGAACAGUUACUAGAAGCAGAGGAAGCUGUUGUGAAUCUAAUGGAUUUAAAUGGCCAGCUGGCAAAGAACAUAGAAGAGUGCGCUUCUCCUGACGGAAAGGCAUCGCCACAGCUGAAAGAGGCGAUGAAAACACGUAGAAGGAAAGUCAUAGAACAGGCAAGAAAAGGGUCUGAAAGGAUUGGCAGAUUGCAGUUAGAGCUUCAGAAAAUUCAGUACAUGUUGUUGAAGCUGGAGGAUGAAAAGAAAAACAAAGGGAGAAGCAGAUUUUUAAGGAGUAAAACGAUUGUUCUGAGAGACUUCAUCCGCAAUAGAAGGACUAACAGCGGAAGACGUAAGAAGGGUCCUCUUUGUGCAUGUUUUAGGCCAUCAACUAGUAGAAAUGGGCGCAGCCCUUGAGUUUUUCGCUACUGUUUUUGGAAUGGUAAUUGCAUUAUGUUAAUAGGACAACACCGAUCUCCUUAGUGUAGAGGAGCUGCAAGAAUUAGACUUUAUCUAAUUCCAAUUGUCUGCUUCUGUUAUUACAAAUUUUCAACUAAAUCUGUUGGUAUUAUAUCAAUAAUUUACAUGCAAAAAACAUGCGCUAUGCAA
Molecule: messenger RNA, 6179 nt
Organism: Sesamum indicum (sesame)
Lineage: Eukaryota; Viridiplantae; Streptophyta; Magnoliopsida; Lamiales; Pedaliaceae
Source: RefSeq, a predicted model, not a curated record